Sorex fumeus (smoky shrew) is the source of this 337-nucleotide messenger RNA. Its product is annotated as ATP synthase subunit ATP5MJ, mitochondrial-like. Gene Ontology annotation, cellular component: mitochondrion. The transcript has a single exon. The record is from RefSeq and is a predicted model, not a curated record. Lineage: Eukaryota; Metazoa; Chordata; Mammalia; Eulipotyphla; Soricidae. The coding region runs from base 14 to 196 and encodes 60 amino acids.
UCCAGCCGCCGCGAUGCUUCAGAGCCUAAUGAGGACCGUGUGGACGCCCAUGAGGCCCCACUACACGCAGGUCUACCGGGAGAUCUGGGUGGGCAUGGGGCUCAGGCGCUUCAUCAUCCACAAGAUCAGGAGUGCAGAUGAAAGAAGUAAAGCUUUGAAAGGUUCGAGUCCGGCGCCCGCCCAUGGCCACCACUGACCAGCCGCUCCCGGAGUGCUGGGCACUGACCAGCGGCAGCCCUGCUGUGAAUGUCAGCAUGCUGUUCGGAGGGGCCGUGGACGGCCAGUGGACUGUAGGGAAGCCUGUCCUCGUGGCACAAAUAAAUGUCCUGUAAGAUGC